UUGUUUCUCUUGGCUGUGUCCGUCAUAGAACAUUUCGCGUUACGAUAAAAGCGUUGAGUGAUAAAAAACUAAUUAAGCUGUGUUGAUUUUGGAAGUGUUGAUCUUGGCCAUCACGGAUUUUUUGCGAAACGCAGAUAUAGAGCCACAAUUUCUUAAGUCAUGACUGACGUAAAAGGUGCAAUGCAAUCAGAAAUUGAUUCUUCGGAGGACUCAGAACCAACUGUUCACAAAGAGGAUGACCUGGUAAAAACUGACGUAUUGUAUGAUCUAAACUUUGAAAACGAUACUGCGGACGCGGACAUAUCGUACGAAGAAGUAAAUUAUGAGAACCUCGGUUUGGUUCAGCUUCUGCAGUCAUUUAAUGUGUCAACAGAAGCGGUUAAUAAAUUUCCCGAGAACGGAUAUGAUUUGUAAACUCUCAAAAUAAUUGAAAGACAAGAAAUUGAAGAACUUCUACAUGAGCCAUUUCUUUGUGAAAGAACAAAAAUUAUUCAUGGAUUAAACUGUUGGAGAAAAUCACAGAAUUUAUCACUCGUGUCUACUCCACUGAAGUCCCUAUCUGUCCUUAAUCAGUAUAAAAACCAACGAGAAAACAUUAAACGAGACGACUUUUCGGCACAAUGCCUUAUUUGUAACUCAGCUAGAGGAAAACAAGUGCUGGAUAACUACAGCGUUUCCCAUAUUUUGACAAAAUCACAGAAGAAAAUGAUAACACACAUUGUGGUUGAUGAAUUUAAGGAUGUUUUUGGUAAACUCACCCAUAAUGAGCUUUUAAGUCGAGCGUCAGAGUUGAAUGAGUUAUUUCCAUCUGAAUCAAAGGAUUCUUGGUACCAGCCAACUUUCUCAAUCUUCGCUGGGAAAAAAACCAGAAUAGGUCGAUUGCCGAGAGGAUGCCUCUAUGACAGAAACUCAAAUUACACUAUUCCCAGACCAACACACCAGAAAUCGAACGAUAGUGAAAAUGCUACGUCGUCGAAUCCGUUCUCAGAUGCCGAUUGGAUUGAAUACCAACAAUCGAAGACGUGGAUUAGACAUAAUGAAGAUGAAUGGUCCGGUGUGAUGCGGAAAUGGGAGUCAACUAGUCAGCUACGUAUUUACGAAAUAUCUAAACUUGAGAAACGGUCUUGUAAAUUGAUAUUAGAGUUAUUUCCGACUCUUCGAAAAGCAGACGGAUAUCAACUAGCGUAAAUCGAUUUUAAAGCAAUGUUCCCAAUAAAACAGUCUGCACUAUUCGAAAAGUGGAAUGAUUUCAUCGUAAAAGUAAAGCCCAUUUUGUUGGCGAAUGUCACCGAUAAAUCUGGAAAAGUGAUCAUUAGGUUACUGGAAAGUGAUCUGACUGAAGACUGCCGGAAUGCUGCAUACUCGUUGCUGUUACUUUAUAUUCUACCAUGCUCUGUACUAACUCUUUCGGAUAAAUCAAAAUGGAAACCCAGCUGCAUUGAAAACCGUAAUAGCUUCGUAUUCUGGGUGAAGAACAUAACGGAUCUACAGUCAAAAGUUCAAACCUUUCAAAACUCACGUGCUCAGACUAGGGGUAUGAUUCACUGCCCAUUGGUGAUCAUCGUCGGACCGGAACUAACUUUGUUAAACUUUUUCAUUGUAUCGUUUGGAGACACAUACUACCAACUCCCCACCUUCCUGAAGGCUUUGGAUAUCUGCUACAAACUCUAUAAGGCAUACAAUCUGUCGUUUGCUCCGGAAUGUGCAGGAUCUUGGAAUUUACUUAAUUACAUUAUUUACGAAUUCCAACUUGAGCCCGCUUGUAGAGCGAAAAUACUUUCGAUCAGUAGUGUGAUCAAAGCCAAAUGUUAAAAAUGCUUCAUUGUCCAUUGUUCGGUUGUCGAUGGGAAGGUUUUUCCGAUGAGCAAUAUUUUCGCCAUGUCCAACGGAUGCACGAUCCUUUGAAUGGUUACAUGUGCAUUCAAAACUGCGGUCGUGUACUAACAUCGAUUACAAGUCUACGAAAGCAUGUGAUUUCGUGUAGAGAAAAAACUAUAUCAAACGAACAACCUACCGAGGAUCCAAUUAACUAUUUUGAACGAAAAUUAUCUGUAGCGUGUACCCAAGACAAAAUUGAAUGUGACAAUCAAACUGAUUCUGGAGAACAUGAACAAAUAGCCAUCGAAGUCGGUAAUCAGCUCUGUUAUGGUAUUGAUUCCAAGAAACUGGGUAUUGUAGAUGUACAAAGAGUGCCUUUGAGAAUGACGUUAAAAUGGUUGAGUGAAAAUGGAAUGGCAAGGAAAGUAGCAUUUGAUAUAAAUAAAGACAUUAAACAGCAUGUUAUCGAGCCGCUAAGUGCCGUAGUUAAUGACUUACAAAUGGCUGGAUCUAUGACGCUUGAGUGUAAGAAUCUACUUGACUCGAUGCUCUAUAGCUAUACGUUAACGUCGGAGGAUAAAUUUAUUCAGCAGCUGAAAAAGAACGGAUUGUAUGAAGAUCCGAUUUUUUCACCAUAAAUGAACAGCCACUUA
Topomyia yanbarensis is the source of this 2471-nucleotide messenger RNA. RefSeq lists its product as uncharacterized. Lineage: Eukaryota; Metazoa; Arthropoda; Insecta; Diptera; Culicidae. The transcript has 7 exons. The record is from RefSeq and is a predicted model, not a curated record.